This is a messenger RNA of Neurospora tetraspora, 351 nucleotides long. RefSeq lists its product as uncharacterized. The coding region runs from base 1 to 351 and encodes 116 amino acids. The transcript has 2 exons. NCBI's taxonomy places the organism in Eukaryota, Fungi, Ascomycota, Sordariomycetes, Sordariales, Sordariaceae. The record is from RefSeq and is a predicted model, not a curated record.
AUGACCAUCGACUGCGUCACUGUGAGCACCGUCACGGCAGGCUGCACUUGCGCUAACCCGCCGAUGACAGUGUUCCAGUCGUGGGGAUGCGAGAAGGGGUGUGAUGCGUUGCCGUCCGGGUGUAAGACGUUGUAUGAGGUUGUUUUGGAGGCGGGAGGGUGCUCGGGGGCGGGUACGGGGGUGGGGACGGUGACUUCGGGGGGUUUUGGAAACGGUACGGCGGCGAGCAGCACGGUUUUGGGAUCGAUCUCGAGUGGUCAACCUAUUGGACCCAUUCAACCUUCGAUUUCACGAGGCCCGAUUAGCACUAAUGCUGCUGGUCGGCGGGCAAUGCCCUUUAGGUUUUGGUGA